UCACAUCAAGUUAAAUGUUUCAGCAGUGGCCAGGAGGUUACAUUAACACGAACUCUGAAUGUUAAUUUAAUUUUGCACCAUUUUCUUUGACUUCAGGUUAACUUUAAAAUGGGAGGAUUUGAUGUUGAUCAGUGUUCAAGGUCCAGACCAGAGACACACGCAGGCCAGACUUGUCAGAGGAGUGUGAAGAUAUCAGGUGAACCUUCACCCUCACAUGUGUCUUCAUUAGACACAUCGCAUCAAACUGAUAAUUGUCGUCCUGCAGACUUUAAAGAGGGACGUCCCACAUAGGGAAUCUAAUUAUUUUUCUUUCUAUCACAUUAUCCGUCUAUUUGGCCUUAUUCACACCCCAGUGACAACGAACGACGUCCUCCGUGAAGGUUGCGUUUGUCACUUGUGGGUUUCUUUGAACUUCUUUUUGUUCCGCCUGAGCUGUGAACCCAUAAACCUCCGGAGAUGUGCCAACGUAUAAAACCGCUUUGGCAAAUUCUCCUCUUACACAGAAUCUGCUCGUCAUCAGUUCCACAGACUGUUGCAAGAUCUUCUCUGACAUGGAUCUGGAGAGCGUCACGGCCCAGUUGAUCCGCGAAUGGAAGGACCACGAAGGCGCGUUUGAAGACGACAUGGACUCCCUGCAGUCCUCAUCCCCGGAGCCAUCGGUGGAUUCCAUUUGCUCAUCUCCAGAGAUGUGCUUCUCCUCCAGAAGCGGUAACAUAGACGCAAAGGACUUUUCCUACGGCUUCACACCAGGCAGACACGCUCCAGGGCCGCAGAAGCAGCACAAGCCCAAGAUGUCCACCAAAAGACGCGUGAAGGCCAGUGAGAGGGAGAAGAUGCGCAUGAGGAGUCUUGCGGAGGCUUUGCACCAGCUUCGUGACUACCUGCCGCCGGAUUACAGCAAAAGAGGCCAACCUCUGACAAAAAUACAAACCCUCAAGUACACCAUUGAAUACAUCAACAAACUGUCGGAUAUCCUGGCCAGUGCGUAACGGAACACUUUACACGCAUUUGAAGUGUGGUCAAUGUAGCGAUUGGUGUAACAUGUAUUAUAAUUUAAACUGCUUCUUUCCUGA
Messenger RNA from Cynoglossus semilaevis (tongue sole), 1073 nucleotides. It is a transcript of the gene msgn1, whose product is annotated as mesogenin 1. Gene Ontology annotation, biological process: regulation of transcription by RNA polymerase II; mesoderm formation. Gene Ontology annotation, molecular function: protein dimerization activity; RNA polymerase II cis-regulatory region sequence-specific DNA binding; DNA-binding transcription factor activity, RNA polymerase II-specific. The coding region runs from base 552 to 989 and encodes 145 amino acids. Gene Ontology annotation, cellular component: nucleus. Lineage: Eukaryota; Metazoa; Chordata; Actinopteri; Pleuronectiformes; Cynoglossidae. The transcript has a single exon. The record is from RefSeq and is a predicted model, not a curated record.